AUGACACAGAGUGAUCGCAUGGAGACUGUUCUGCAUAUGGCAUCAGACGAGGCACAAGGAGCAUUCACAUAUCGCCAGAUAUACGAUGAGACCCUUCAGAUGAUGCCCGCAUUCGAUGAGUUUGGCAGACUGACAGAGCCUGGAGAGGCUGCACCUCCGCCGGCAGUGGUGCAGACAGUGGAACCGCCUCGUCAUCCGCGUGUUAGCCAGCGUGCACGCCACGAGGGAUUGCCACUGCAUCAUCAGGCUCCCGCUAUGGCUGAUAGGCCUGUGCUUGUGCAGUCUCUUCCGCCCCGUCCAGCCGGUCAGUUUUAUGCCCCAGCUUACCCCCCAGGUGGGCUGUCGCAGCCUUACUGGUGGCCUCCCCCAGGCGGUCCGUCUCGGCCUAGCGGGUCAUCGACUCACUUCGAGUACCCAUGGUUUUCAGCACCGACGCAGUCGUACCCUGGAUAUCAGCCACACUUCACUCAGCCAUUCCCAGGUCAGCAGUUCCCAGGUCAGACCAGCGGUCCAUCUUAUUCUCAUGCUGAGCCUUCUGCGCACGAGCACAGCCAGUUUCCAGGACAGUCCAGUUCGCAGCCUCAGCCUGGUCUGGAAGAGUUCACAGAGGAUUACAUACCCACAUUUGAUUCCCCUGCCGUCAUGGCCACGCCGGAGGCAUUUUCGGCUGACUUCUUUCAGUCACCCUCAUCUGGUCCUACAGGUUUGCUUGCGCAAGAGGACAUUGCGGGUACUUUGGAAGAUAUUGAUGCAGACGCAGGAGCGGAAGCAGCCGUUGCACCCGGAGGAGACGGUGAAGACGUGGUCAGGCGUAAUCCAGAUAGACAGGCCAGGGAGCGCUGUUUCUUGUCACCAUAUGAGAAUAACCAGGCACGUUGUUCCAAGUAUCAUGGGCGGCCGCGACAGUAG
Messenger RNA from Gastrolobium bilobum, 909 nucleotides. RefSeq names its product extensin-like. The coding region runs from base 1 to 909 and encodes 302 amino acids. Lineage: Eukaryota; Viridiplantae; Streptophyta; Magnoliopsida; Fabales; Fabaceae. The transcript has a single exon. The record is from RefSeq and is a predicted model, not a curated record.